AUGUUGCUGCUCGGUUUGAUAACCCUGCAAGUGCUCUGUUUAGUGCACUGCUACCCCAAUGGUGCUCCUACCGGUGCCUGUGAGGAUAUGAUGCCUAAGCAUGCAGGAGUUGUCCCUCAGCCAUCACCAGCUCCAUACAGCAUUCUCACCAACACCAAGAGGUAUCAGGCUGGAAUGCCAGUUACAGUCACUAUUAUUGGACCACAAUACAGAGGGGUGCUUCUGGAAGCCCGAACCGAAGGUUUCAAUGAUGCCUACGGGACCUGGAAACUCCCUCCUCCAGACACCAAAUUUCUCCAGUGCUCAGGGAAUCCAGAAGGUGCUGUAACUCAUGCCAACACCAACCUGAAGGGUAACACCACGGUCUACACCUGGAUACCACACGACACUGUGAAACCCAUAUAUUUUAUGGCCACAGUGGCUCAGCAGCGGACAGUCUACUGGCUAAAUGUGAGGUCCAACAUCCUGACCAACGAGAACGUGGGUGGUCUUAAGCUGGCAACAGAUGCAAGUGCAGGAAUGGCUGAAGAAAAACCUCUCCUUCUCUUUGUGAUAUGCUUUUUGGUGUUACAGAUUUUGGGGUAAAAACCCUUGACUGUUCCUGGCUGUUUUAAUGGAUUACAAUAAUAAAAAAAGUAGUUUUGACCAUUGAUUAUUUGACAUCCAAAAAUUCUUGCAGCUCUGUGUUACAUGAAUCAAGCAUAUUUGUUUCUUGUUUUAUGAGAUUUGCUCUGAACACAAAUCAUCAUGAUUGUUAUGUCAAACUGACAUUAUUGUACCAAUAAUUUAUAGCAAACAUAAAGCUAUUAUUUAUUUGAAAAGGACAUACAGGAAAAAAAGAGAGAAAAUAUAGAUUGACAGGCAAAAAGUGGGUUAUGUGUGACAUGCAAAAACCUAACUGCGGUGGUUUGUUAUUGACUCAAUUUCAUUUCAAGUAUUGAAGAGCUUGUAAUGACCUGCUUUUUCCACAUGGUUUGAUCUCUAACCUAGAUUCCUGGCAUGUUGAUGAAUAGAAACGCUAAAGAGGCUUAAAACUUGCAUCACAUGUGUCUUUUGAAGCUCAACAUCCCACAUUAUCUGUCAGGUCACUGUUUAUGGUCGUUCUAUGCACUUGAAACUGGAUGAGAAAACAUAUAUAAUUAAAUUUACCUAUAUUCUGCAAAA
Fundulus heteroclitus (mummichog) is the source of this 1164-nucleotide messenger RNA. Its product is annotated as Reeler domain-containing protein. Gene Ontology annotation, molecular function: oxidoreductase activity, acting on metal ions. The record is from RefSeq and is a predicted model, not a curated record. The coding region runs from base 1 to 585 and encodes 194 amino acids. NCBI's taxonomy places the organism in Eukaryota, Metazoa, Chordata, Actinopteri, Cyprinodontiformes, Fundulidae. The transcript has 5 exons.